AUGGCACAAAAUAAUUUUGAUUUCAAGUUCAGCCAAUGUUUUGGUGAUAAAGCAGAUAUCGUGGUAACAGAAGCCGAUCUUAUUACAGCUGUAGAAUUUGACUAUACUGGAAAUUAUUUGGCUACUGGUGAUAAAGGAGGGCGUGUAGUACUCUUCGAGAGAAGUAAUAGUAGACAUUGCGAAUAUAAAUUUUUGACAGAGUUUCAAAGUCAUGAUGCGGAAUUCGAUUACUUGAAGUCCUUGGAGAUUGAGGAGAAGAUAAAUGAAAUUAAAUGGUUACGACCAACUCAAAGGUCUCAUUUUCUUUUGAGUACAAAUGAUAAAACAAUAAAGCUUUGGAAAGUUUAUGAGAAAAACAUUAAACUGGUGAGUCAAAACAACUUAACCGAAGGGGUUACUUUUGAGAAAAAGGGCAAGUCUGAUAAUCAUAACAGUAGAGGAGGUUCCGUAAAAGCUGUAUUAUCCCUACAAUCUUUGAAGCUACCUCAAUUAUCACAACACGAUAAAAUCAUUGCUGCUACUCCAAAGCGUAUAUAUAGCAAUGCACAUACCUAUCACAUCAAUUCGAUAUCGUUGAAUUCUGAUCAAGAAACGUUUUUAAGUGCUGAUGAUUUGCGUAUUAAUUUAUGGAAUUUAGAUAUACCUGAUCAAAGCUUCAAUAUUGUAGACAUCAAGCCUACUAAUAUGGAAGAAUUAACUGAAGUGAUCACAAGUGCAGAAUUUCAUCCUCAAGAGUGUAAUUUAUUCAUGUAUUCUUCCUCUAAAGGUACAAUCAAAUUAUGUGAUAUGAGACAGAACUCGUUAUGUGACAACAAAACCAAAACAUUUGAAGAAUAUCUAGAUCCCAUCAAUCACAAUUUUUUCACAGAAAUCACGUCAUCAAUUUCUGAUAUAAAAUUCAGUCCAAAUGGUAGAUACAUUGCAUCGAGAGAUUAUUUAACUGUCAAAAUUUGGGAUGUGAACAUGGACAACAAGCCUUUGAAAACUAUAAAUAUCCAUGAGCAAUUGAAGGAAAGAUUGAGCGAUACGUAUGAAAACGAUGCGAUCUUCGAUAAAUUUGAAGUUAAUUUCAGCGGCGAUAGUUCAAGUGUAAUGACUGGUUCUUACAAUAAUAAUUUUAUGAUCUAUCCAAACGUAGUAACCUCAGGUGAUAAUGACAACGGCAUAGUGAAAACUUUUGAUGAAAACAAUGCGCUGAAUAGCAACAGUAGCAAUAGUAACAACAGCAACAAAAACAAUAACAACAGCAUACAGAAUAAAGAUUCGAGCAGCAGUAGCAGUAGUCACAAGCGUAGAAGUAAUGGACGCAAUACAAGCAUGGUUGGUAGUAGUAAUAGCUCCAGAAGUAGUAUAGCCGGGGGUGAAGCAGCAAGCGCAGAAGAUCCGGGAACGGAAAUGAAUGAAAUCGUGUUACAAGCUGACAAAACGGCAUUCAGAAACAAAAGAUACGGUUCAUUAGCACAGAGGUCAGCAAGAAAUAAAGAUUGGGGUGAUGAUAUUGAUUUCAAGAAGAAUAUUUUACAUUUUUCAUGGCAUCCGAGGGAAAACAGUAUCGCCGUCGCUGCAACCAAUAAUUUAUUCAUCUUUUCCGCAUUAUAG
Messenger RNA from Saccharomyces eubayanus, 1599 nucleotides. It is a transcript of the gene CDC55, whose product is annotated as protein phosphatase 2A regulatory subunit CDC55. The record is from RefSeq and is a predicted model, not a curated record. The transcript has a single exon. Gene Ontology annotation, molecular function: protein binding; protein phosphatase regulator activity. Gene Ontology annotation, cellular component: cytosol; protein phosphatase type 2A complex. Gene Ontology annotation, biological process: peptidyl-serine dephosphorylation. Bases 1 to 1599 code for a protein of 532 amino acids. NCBI's taxonomy places the organism in Eukaryota, Fungi, Ascomycota, Saccharomycetes, Saccharomycetales, Saccharomycetaceae.